GUAUACCGAAAAUUCUUACGCCCCUGGACGAAAUUGCCUCGAUAAAUACGAAAAUAUCGAAUAAUCUUGAAACUUUUUGAAUCCCGAUGGAUUUCGCGAUAAAAAAAUUCACCUAAGGAGCUUCACCGUUCAACGGAAUUCUCGGGAAGCUUUGUGCGUUCUCGGAGCUCGAAUUUUUGUGUUUUUCUUCGAUUCGACGAGUGAAUUGUCCCGGGGUCGAGCUUCCGUGGGUCUGUGCGAUCGAGUUUCGGAAUAUUCUCGACAGAAGACGCUCCGCAGGCUCUUUAGCGAUUUUCAUCGACGCAAAGCGCUGAAACGAUAAAAUUAGUGGGAAAAACGUUGCAGAAGGCGAAUUAUCGGAAACCGAACGUUUCUCCGUGGCGCUAGAAAGUUCGGGAAUUAGGAACGGAGAAGAGUGGACGGAAAACUCAGUGAAUGCACGGCGCUCGAGCUUCUUUAUAAACUUCUCACGCUUUUUAUCCUCCCAGCACAUUGCGCAGUGUUUUAAGCGAAAAUUUGUCGACUCCGCGGCCUACUCCCCGCGAGGGCUUCGCAGAUUUGUCUCGGUGACGAGAUCAGUGUGUCUCAAAACGAAACCACGUACGUGCUCUCGCAUCAGAGGGACCAAUACACGCGACAAUCUUUUGUCCGAGAAGCAUUGAAAUGUAGAAUAACAAGAAAUAGUUAACGAGCUUCAAGGGCGAUAACGGAGCGGGGAAGAAGGAGAGAAAACAGAAAGUCGGCGGCGACUCGACAAUGUUAUCGCGAAUGUUGUUCCGCUACGUUCUCGAAACUCUUGCUAACGCAAUGGCGGACGAUGUGCCGUAACGUGACGCCCGGAUACUUUUUUUCCUCCGCUUUUUCACCACCACAAUUUUCAAUUAUUCACCAAAUCAGUUGUGCUUACUAUCUGCUCAUUCCAACGGGAAUUCUAACGAGUUUAUCAGUGAAGUGUCUCCGCUGGACGAUUUUCGACGAGCUCGCUACUCACGGAACCGAAGAAAAGGAUUUUUUUUCCUCUCCCGGCGAGCCUCCCAGGACGAUCCAUGAUCACUUCGCCUCCAGUGAUCGCGCGUUUGGAGGAGGCGAUGGAGUCCACUGGCUUGAGCUCCGGAAAAAUGCAAAAAGACUAUGCCUUACUCCAAAAACGGGCGGUGAUUUUCCGAGAGAGUCGAAGCAGCCGCGACGCCACCAACAACAACAACAACAACAACAACAACAACAACAACAACAACGACAAUAACACGAAUAACAACAAUUCGUACGGCGGCCGCGGAGCUUCCGGUCCCCAGGAAGUUGUGAUGAAAGAGAAAAGCAAAACCGCGGCUCGCUGCCGUCGAGAGAAGGAGAACUUUGAGUUUCUCGAACUGGCGAGGCUACUUCCGCUUCCGGUUGCUAUCACCACUCAACUCGACAAAGCCAGUAUCAUAAGACUCACUACGAGUUACCUCAAAAUGAGAGCCGUCUUUCCGCGCGGCCUCGGAAAAGAGUGGGGCGCUUCGCCAACGACGAACCCCCGAGAAACCCCCAUCAAAGAACUGGGCUCGCACCUCUUACAAACCAUGGACGGGUUCAUAUUCGUGCUUGCACCGGAUGGCAAGAUCAUGUACAUCAGUGAGACUGCCAGCGUACACCUAGGACUGUCCCAGGUCGAGCUCACGGGCAACAGCAUUUUCGAGUACAUACCCGAAUGCGAUCACAAGGAAAUGGGGAAUGUGCUCAGCGUGCCGCAUCCCUCGACAGGAGCGACGUUCCCACCCCCAAAUUCACGCGGGGACAUUGAACUUGAACGUGCCUUUUGCAUCAGAAUGAAAUGUGUAUUGGCCAAGAGAAACGCUGGUCUGGUUUCCCAAGGAUGGAAGGUCAUACACUGUUCGGGCUAUCUAAAAGUGAUAAACAUGGGUCCACCGUACGAGGACCAACACGCCCCCAUCGGCCUGGUAGCUGUCGGUCAUUCUUUGCCACCGAGUGCCAUCACGGAAAUAAAACUCCAUCAAAAUAUGUUUAUGUUUCGUGCCGCGAUGGACCUCAAAUUGAUAUUUCUCGAUGCAAGCGUGUCACAGCUCACUGGCUACGAGCCGCAGGACCUCAUCGAAAAAACUCUCUAUCAUUACGUCCACGGAUGCGACGUUUGGCAGUUGAGAGAAUGCCACAAAAUACUGUUGACAAAGGAUCAAGUGACGACGCAGUACUACAGAUUUUUGACGAAAUCAGGAGGUUGGGUGUGGAUGCAAUCGUACGCAACGAAAGUUACCAACACCCGGAGUUCCCGGCCGUUGUGCAUAGUUUCGGUCAACUACGUUUUGUCGGAGAAAGAGGCUGCAAAGUUGAUUCUGAGUACGGAGCAAAAAGAGCCGAGCGCGCUCUCCUGCUCGGGAAAUCCGCCGAGUGUACCGAUCGCUAAUCCCGGCAGUACGAGCAUCGCUGAUCUCGACGAGCACAGCUUGAGUCCCCAAUAUCGAACUCGCGGACACGAGCCACCGGACUCGGAGUACGUCGACGGCUCGGGCUACUCCGCUUCCGAAUACAUCAGCCCCUCGGCCCUCGGCAGCUCGUAUCAUCCUUCGCCUUAUACGACUCAGAGCACGAGCAACGCUUCCCACGAGGACGCCACUGGUUAUUACCCAUCUGAAAUGUAUUACGGAUACGGUGGAAUGCAUCACGAGCAGCUGUCAAAUGUCCAACAGCAGCAGCAGCAGCAGCAGCAGCACCAGGCUCAACAUCAGCACCAUCAGCUUCUGCACCACGGAAAUUCCAUGACGAAUCUCACCCAGCAGCAACACCAGCAGCAAAAUGCUCAAAACCAACAGACGAGGCCUUACUCAGCGUCAUCGAGUUCCUGCGGGGGUUCAGCAGCCUCGGAGCCGCCUCACGUGGUUCCGAGGAGCCCCAUCCGCUUGCACUCGGUGCCGAGCGUGUUUGCACCAACCGAUUUCCACCAGCCCCAUCACCACCACCACCAACAGCAGUACGCGCAUCACCAGCCGCAAAUUCCCGACAAUAGCGGAGUCCCUGGCAGCACGGGAGUGUGCCCGGAAACCGGAGCCACCGUUCUCUUCCUCAACUGCGGCUUCAAUAACAACAAUUCCUUCGCCGACGGCGACUCGAGCCUCCAGCAUGCGGCGCUGUCCGCUUAUCCGCCGGUUUCUCACGUCGAUCAAGUCCCCAAAGAACGACGCCACUCCCAGCACCACGUCGAAGCCAUGGAGACGCCGAUUUACACGAGUGUAAUCGUCGAUUCGCAACAGUACAGCCCCACCAUCGUGCAGCAAGGCCUCAACGUUCAUGGACAGAACAACACGCGCACCCUGAACGACACACCGCCCCAAGUCAACCAUCAAAACAGCCACGAAAACGCCGACCAUCGCAUCGUCCCUCAAACCCCCAACGAGCACAGUCCCAACGACCUUGACCAUCAGCAAACCCUGGUCGGAACGAGGUGCGAUCCUUCGAUGGGCCUCGAAAAGGAGCACUACGAAAUCGACAAAAAUGGCAUCGCCAUGCUCGCCAGAUGGAUGGCGUAAUACACGGGGAGCUUUUGCCAACGUUCUUUCGUUCGCCGCGUUGGAUUCUGCGAGUUUGUUUGUUCGGUAUCGCGUGCUCUCGACGGAGGCCACUUUCGUCGCCGCGACAGUGCGACGAUGCUCCUAAAGAAGAAGAAGAAGAAGAAGGAUUGGUGUACAAAAUUUUCACUUGAAUAGACUAAAGAACAUCUCGGAGUGCGUCGAGUUUGAAAAGACGAGAGAAUUUUAGGAUUUUCGAAUUUACGGACUAUUUAAACUUGCUAUAAAAUGAAAAAAUAAUGAGAUUUGAGAGCUCGCGCUGGACGCCGAGAGAGCGCCUCAAUGCCAAAAAUCACAAACUGACGUAAUCAAAAAUAUAUUUCGUCGAGUCUCCUCGCGAGACUCGAUUCAGCAAAAAAAUGGAAAAUUAGCAUGUAAGUUUUUAGUGUACACACGCACAGUACAGUUAGUUAUACUUGAGAACGAAAAAGUAACGUGAAAAGGUGAAAAUUAUGUAAAUAUUCGGAAGAGGCGAACCAAGGAUCUGCAGUCAGGACUCGUCGCCCUCUCCGUUUUCUUUAUUUCCUAUUUCCAAUGUAAAUACGAGGCUCGAAACAGCAAAUUCGCUCAAUUUCGAGAUUAAUUAUGGCCGCGCAAUCGUGAUUUUUUGCGCCUGUACAUAUAUACAUAAACAAAAAAGAAGCAGACAAAAAUAUUGGUGACGUACGAUUACCUUACAUAGAUGAGAAGACUGACCGGUGCUUGUGCCAACCGACCAAAGAUGCGCCCUUUUUAUUACCCUUUAUUUAUAGGUGGUAAUCGACAUUUCCCCUCUCUUCUUCGCCCCCGGCCCCUUGUUUUUAAUCAGCGAAUUUUGAGCGAGCAAUUUUCCAGUGAAAAAUCAUUAAACCCAGAAUUUCGUAUAAUUUUAACUGUGAGCACUGAUUACUCGUGAGUCGAACAAUAAAAUUCUUCUUCAAUGAGAACGAAAUAACUUCGCAUUGCGCCGAAACAAAUAUUUUUUUCAAAUGGAAAAACAAGCGGCUCUUCUGCAUUCAAUUCCAUCGUGUAAAUUUGGGGUUUCGAUGACUUUUCAUUCGAUCAAUGCUAAUCUCUGAAAUGAAAACUCGGUUGGAGUUUUAGAAGGAGAUGCAAAAAAUCAGGCAAAAGUGCCACGAUUAAAAGGAAAAAAUAUUCAUAAACGAUUGCUCGUUAAAUAUAUACAUAAAUAUAUUGAAAACAAAACUUGUAUAGCGUAUCCGAAGAAUUCGUAAAUUAGGAUUUCUUUCUUCACGUAAAUGAAUUUAGCGAUAUAAUCUCGUUGUGUUGUCAGCCACAAACACCGAUAACAAAACACUUUGAAAACGUGUGAAUAAAGUCUUGAACGAGAUAGAAUGCGAGAGUUGGGAACGGUUUUUAAAAAUGUACACGCCAAACUUUUUCCACGAAUCGUCCUUUCAAACAACCGCACUUAUUUAUGGGAACCACGUGACAGGAUAAAUAAUUCAAUAAUAAUAAUGAUAAUAAAAUGAAAGAGGAAUAACGAAAGCCCCGGAAAAGCGAGUGUGCGAGUGACGUCGAGUAGUGAAUAAAUGAAAAUAUAAUUGAAUAAUAUAUAUGUAAAUCGAAUUAAAACAACCGCGUAAGAACCGUGUAAAUAUUGUAAAACGAACGUUGAGGUCGAAACAAAAAAACGAAUGAAAAUAUAACAUAUUUUCCUCUGAAAAA
Venturia canescens is the source of this 5231-nucleotide messenger RNA. RefSeq names its product single-minded (gene sim). The transcript is spliced from 10 exons. Bases 1047 to 3524 code for a protein of 825 amino acids. Gene Ontology annotation, molecular function: protein dimerization activity; RNA polymerase II transcription regulatory region sequence-specific DNA binding; DNA-binding transcription factor activity, RNA polymerase II-specific. The record is from RefSeq and is a predicted model, not a curated record. Gene Ontology annotation, biological process: regulation of transcription by RNA polymerase II. NCBI's taxonomy places the organism in Eukaryota, Metazoa, Arthropoda, Insecta, Hymenoptera, Ichneumonidae.